Molecule: messenger RNA, 15112 nt
Organism: Cuscuta europaea
Lineage: Eukaryota; Viridiplantae; Streptophyta; Magnoliopsida; Solanales; Convolvulaceae
Source: the annotation of a GenBank genome assembly
UUUGAAACGACAGUAUUACCCUUGAAAUUAAAUCAACUUCAUUUGUCCGUCUCGUGCCUCCCUAUCACUUCACCCCAAAGCCAUCGCCAUCUCUCCGCCUCCUGCUACCCCCUGCCUGCGCUGCCAUUUCUGCACCGCCUCCUACGCCCGCCUCCGCAUCCAGGUGUGUCUCCCCUCCCCUUCUCUUCUUCUCCAUCUUCUACCCGACAGUCCCAUAUAUGUGGCGGCUAGGGUUCGGCUAUGGCCGAAUAGUAGACAACUAGUGCCUGCGGCGGUGAUGCUAUGGCUAGGUGUGCGACCUGAUAUGCGACCAAUGCUGGGGUGGUUGGGGACCUGGGUUCGUGCCGAUGUUCGGGCUGUUUGGCGGUGGUUUCAACCGUGAGACGCGGUGGUGCGGCUAAAUUUGGGGCGGCAGUUGGGGACGCUAGGGUGGGGGCCGGAGAGGGAGGCUCUCUUGGGCUGGAUAGUUGGGGCGGGUGGCUGAGGAUGGGGAGGGGGCGGCGCCGGCGGUCACCGGAAGGAACGGGACGACAGUCACCUGAGGGGCUAUGUGGUGGUCACUGACCGGUUCCGUCCCUGGGAUAUGUGUAACUGUAACUGGUCUGCACCGGAGUCGACUGUGGGCACUGUGGUCACUAGGGGCGGUAGUCAAAGGCCGCCGUGGUCACUAGCAGCAGUGGUCACUAGCAACAGUGGUCACUAGCAGCAGUGGUCACUCUGGCCAACCGUGGUCACAAAAGUGAAGUAUCACUUUUUUGUUCACUUACAAGGGAUUGUUUUUUACAAUAUGAAUAAAAAAUAUGUAAGGUGACAUCCUGGCCAUAGUGGUCACCUUACAUAAGUCUUACAAAAGUGAUACUUCACUUUUGUUCACUUUUUGCUUUAAAUUAGUUUUCGUCUUCUCAACUUCUACCUCCGUCGGAUAAUUUUUUGUUGUAGAUAUCCACAAGGAGUUUUGUUAUGGUGUUCAUGUUAUGCAUGUGUGCAAGUAAAUUCGUUUAUUUAUUCUUGAAUUUAUAAAUGAAGUCGUUGGAAGUCAUGGGGAGUGGGUGCAGUUCGACUGCACCUAUACUGGCUAUACAUACAUAUUUCAUGUUCAUGGUUUAUUUUGUUCUUCUAUUCCAUUUUCAUGUUGUAUUUUUAUUCUUCUGUCCCAUGUUAAUGCUGUACAUAUGAAGAAGUAUGGAGAUAAUUGAUUUUGAAAUCCAUGUAGUGCUAGCAUUAAAGUAGUCUUGAUAUGUGAUAAUACUGUAAUUUCAUAAGAUAUCUUCCAGCUGCUUUUCCAUUUACAUAUUUAGUAGCCUUCUACCUUCUAGGCAUGUAAUACCUAUUUUGGAAACUUUUUAACCAGAAUAAAGAUCAAUUCGUAAGGUGUAAUGAAAUCAUUGCCUAUCAAUCAUCCACUGGAUUGCCCAAUUUGUAACCAAGCUAGGUUUUGAAUGUGAACUUCAGGAUGAUUCUAUCACUUUUGUAUCUGAUCACGGCACUUGUUGAAAUGGAAUGACGAGAUAUAUGGUUUACAAGAAUCCAGGUCCAGUGGUCAAGACGGUUAUGACCUGGUACAAUCAGCGUACAAGGAGAUUUUAUGCAUCAUCAAAUGUUGCAUAUGCAAAAUCAAGAGAUAUAUCGGCUACUUGGAGUAACGUAGAUCAGUUAACACAAGAAACCCACAGCUGGAAUAUUAUGGUUAUCAACUCUCAAUUGAAGGAACUGAUCAAGAAAGGACAUGUUAGAAAUGCUCGUGAGAUGUUCAAUAAAAUGCCAUAUAGAGAUGAAAUCUCCUGGACCAACAUGAUUGCUGCUUACGUAAAUGCCUCUGAAUCAUUCGAAGCACUAUCUCUGUUUCAUGAUAUGUGGGCCUACACUGAUCUUCACAUGGAUCCUUUCAUACUUAGCCUUGUACUAAAGGCUUGUGGGAUUAGUACAAAUGUUAAGUGUGGAGAACUUGUGCAUGGAUAUUCUGUAAAAAGUGGUCUUGUGAAUUCUAUUUUUGUGGGAAGCUCACUUCUUAAUAUGUAUAUGAAAUUGGGAAAAUUUUGGGAAGGUUGCAAACAGUUCGAUGAGAUGCCUAACAAGAAUGUAGUAUCUUGGACUGCUAUAGUGACUGGACUUGUUCAUAUGGGCUAUAACAAUGAGGCUCUGAUGUAUUUUUCUGAAAUGUGGGAAGAUGGAAUAAAAUACGAUUCAUAUUCCUAUGCCAUUGCAUUAAAGGCGUGUGCUGAUAUGGGGUAUCUGAAUUAUGGGAGGGAAAUUCAUACUCGGAUUGUGAAGGAAGGCUAUGGUGCAGGAUCUUAUGUGGCUAAUAGUCUCUCCACAAUGUACAAUAAAUGUGGGAAUAUAAAGUAUGGAUUGUGCCUGUUCGAAAAAAUGAUUUUGAAAGAUGUGGUCUCUUGGACGUCUAUAAUCACAACAUAUGUCCAAAUGGGUGAAGAUGAACUGGCAAUCCAAGCAUUCUUGCGAAUGAGAGACUCACACACAAGUCCUAACGAGUACACCUAUGCAGCAAUUGUUGCUGCUUGUGCUAAUCUUGCAAGACUUGAUUGGGGCGAACAACUGCAUUCCAAUACAUUACAUACAGGUUUUGUGGUUUUUCCAUCUGUGGGAAAUUCAGUGAUGUCACUGUAUUCAAAAUGUGGCUUGUUAGGUUCAGCAUCCAUGGUGUUUAAUGCAAUGAACAAGAGAGACAUUGUUUCUUGGAGCACUAUUAUUGCAGGGUAUGCUCAAGCUGGACAUGGUGAGGAGGCUUUCAAUCUUCUCUCGUGGAUGAGAAGGGAAGGAACAGAGCCUACAGAGUUUGCCCUUGCUAGUGUAUUAAGUGUAUGCGGAAAUAUGACCAGUCUAUAUCAAGGGAAGCAACUGCAUGCUCAUGUCCUUGCCAUUGGUUUAGAUCAGACAGUAUUGAUACACAGUGCUUUGGUAACUAUGUACUCAAAAUGUGGAAACAUCAAAGAAGCCUCAUAUAUUUUUCAAAUGGCUCAGUGUAAUGAUAUUGUAUCGUGGACGGCUAUGAUUAGUGGAUUGGCUGAACAUGGUAAAAGCAGAGAAGCUAUUGAUUUAUUUGAGAAAUCGUCUGAGGCUGGUUUGGAACCGGAUUCAGUAACCUUUGUUGGAGUUCUCAGUGCUUGCAGCCAUGCAGGGUUGGUCGAUAUUGGGUUUCAUUACUUUAAUUCAAUGAUCAGGGACUAUAAAUUAAGACACUCUAAAGAGCAUUAUGGUUGCAUGAUUGAUCUUCUUUGCCGAGCAGGACGUUUAAGUGAUGCAGAGAACAUGAUAAAUAGCAUGCCAUUUGAAAAGGAUGAUGUUGUUUGGUCAACUCUCCUCAGGGCUUGCAGGCUGCAUGGUGAUGUUGAAUGUGGAAGACGUGCUGCAAAACAUAUCCUUAAACUGGAUCCUGACUCCGCUGGGGCCCAUAUUACUCUGGCUAAUAUAUAUUCUUCUAAAGGGAAGUGGAGGGAAGCAGCGGAGUUGAGGAAGCUGAUGAGGUCAAAAGGAGUAAUUAAAGAGCCUGGGUGGUCAUGGUUAAAACUGAAGACAAAGAUGUAUGCAUUUGUUGCUGGAGACAAAACACACCCUGAAAGUGAUUAUAUUUAUAACAUUCUAGAGUUCUUGACCUCAGAUACUGAACUAACUUCCCUGGAAAUUGCCUCUCUUAUUGAUGAUGUUUAGUCAAAUCUUGUGACAUUUUGUCAAAUGUUAGUGGUUAAAUUUCUCUCCCAAGAUUUAAUGAACACAAAGGGUAAUUUUGACUACCCUUUAUCUGUGGACAGCGUUACUGUAUUAUGUCUAGCUCACCUGCAGCCUACCUAGUAAUGUCUACUUACAUGUGGCUUUAAAUCUGCUCUGAUUUUUGGAAAGUCUCCCUCAAUAGAAUAUUCCCAGAGUAUGGAGACCUUUAUUGUCUACUUACAAGAGGCAACAGCAGCAGUUAUAUCUGAAUUACUAGUCGAAUCACUUGCUAAAUCUUGCUGAAAACCAAAUUCAAGAACAGAUGGAAAACCAUGGAUGCAGAAAGAUAAUAUGGAAAGGUUGAAGUACGUCCUUACUAUAACAGCAAGGGAAGGUUGCUGCACAAUACUCCCAAUGAGGAGGACAGUCAUCAGCAUCAGGAAAACCUCAUAGCAUUGAUCAAGAGAUAUCAGUAGAAAGAAUCAGUCAGGGAAGCAGGUUCAAGAGCUGCAACAACUCUGAACUGCGAGUCCUCGAACCUUCUCCCUCCUCAAAAAUAGCUAACAGUUACUGCACAUUCCUCAACCUAAACUCUUCGUACAAAAUACAAAUGCUUGAAUGUUGUAUUUAUGCAAUAUUUCUAUAUUGUAAGACACACAUUUUCUACUUUUGUCUCCAUAUGAGAAUUUUUAUCUGUAGAAAUUUACGAUGAAUUUUGUCAUGAUGUUCAUAUCGAAUAUAGUUUGGUGAGCGAUUCAAUUUGCAUGUCUAUCUUGUCAAAUCUGUGGUGACCUUUACUUUAAAUUUUAAAAUGAUCAUAUCGGAUGCUUAUUUAACUAUGUGGACUGUCAGAUUAGUGAAGGUGAAAUAUAGUCCAUCUUGGCAAAGCUGAGGAGCCCUUCAAAAGGCAAUGACCAUCUUUGAAUGCUAAUGGACGAAGAUCAAAUCUCUCCUCUGACUAUUCUUUGCUUCUAGGACUCGUCAAGUUUCAGAUCAGUGGAGGAGAAACACAUAGGAGUAAAACCCUAUACGCUGAUUCUGUGAUAACUUUCUAACAUUUUUAUUACACAUGAUAUUUUUUGUUUAGUGUGAUAUGAGCAAAGGAACCUGAUAUUAUUAUUAUUAUUAUUAUUAUUAGAGAUAUUACGCGAAAUAGGACUAAAACAGUUUGUAAAUUCCAAAAUAGGACUUUCAUGUUUUUAUUCCCAAAAUAGGACUAAUUACUGCCAUGUUUUGGCAGUAGCAGACUUCAAACAUGGCAGUAAUUAGUCCUAUUUUGGGAAUAAAAAACAUGACAGUCCUAUUUUGGAAUUUUCAAACUGUUUUAGUCCUAUUUCGGGAACUUUCCCUUAUUAUUAUUAUUAUUUUAUUGUCAUCAUCAUGAUGUCUGUUUUAGGUUCUUUCUUUACCAGAUCUGGUAAGCCAGGCUACACGUGUUCUAAUAGCGUAGGAAAUGACACCAAACAUGCUGAUGUACUACCAUCUGAGGUUGUAAGUAGGGCUGGGGAAAAAUACCGAAACAGCCGAAAUAUCGCUCUUACCGUACCGAAAAAUACCAAUUUUACCGAAAUUUUUCCUUACCGUAAAUUUUGGUAAGGUAUGGUAACUAUUUUGGUACGGUAUCGGUAUGUACCGUAUCAGUUUUCGGUAUACCGAAAUACCGUAAUACCAAAUUUAUAUAUAUUUACAUAUACCUAUAAUUAUGCCUCUUGGGUCAAAAACAGCCCACUGCCCCAAUUGUACACCCGACUAAUAAGAGUGUUAGCCCAGCCCAAACUCCAAACUCCAAACAAAAUGUGUUGCCCUGUGGGAAAUGUCGAAUUGUGAAGGACGGGACUGGAAGAGCCGAAGAAGAGAUAGGGUUUUACAGUUUCAGAAAGGUCUCCAGUCUCCACUCUCCAAUACCUAAUCGCUAUUCCUGGGCUCUUGGAGAUGAAUAUUCUUGAAGACUUGAAGCUUAGAAGAGACAUUCGGCGGGCACGAAGCAAUGGGUUGAACAAACAAAAAUUAGGCCUUCUCAAUUCAUCUAAAUACGAAAAGACUGGCAAUAACAGAAAGUCUCUAGGAAGCUUCAACUUUCACCUCCAGAGGCUUAACCAGGGGAGGAAAUAAGGUUUUGUUAUGGUGUAUUUCAUUCAAUUACCUUAUUGAGAGCAUAUUGUUCUUCUAAUCCCAUAAACCUCAAUGUUUUAAAAAUAAGAGAGUAUUUUUGUUGCAAGAAACAUAUUGGUGAGUGCUUAAAUGUCUGUUUUCCUAAUUUGCAAUCAUAAUUAUUCAUUAAUAUCAAGAUGGAGUCUGGAAUUGGAGACACAUUCUUAAUUUAGUUCUUUGAUAAUUCACUCCAUGUAUAUGUGUAGUAUGUAUUAAGGACUGCUAUGUGAUGAAUGAAUUGUAAUUUUUAUGUUCCUGUAAGUUUUAGGAAUAAAACUUCCUUGAUUGAAUGAGCCAUCCGGCCAGAGUAUAAAUACAGUUUGUACAGAUAACUAUAAGCUGGUACAGAUCCUAAAUAUUAGGAUCUAGAUAACUAUGAGCUUAUCUACAACUAACUAAGUCUAUCCGACUCACUUAUGUACAUCAAUCUAAUCAGAAAAAAUAAUGUAACAUUUUUCUAAUAAUGUAACAUUUUUCUACAGUUCCUAUCAUUGUAAUUUAGCAUGAAUGCAGGUCAUGUUAAUUAUAUAGAUAUAUAUUAAUUUAAUAUAUAAGAAGACUCACUAUUUUUUGGCUUGGGAAUAUGAUGAAAUAAAGCAAAAUGGUUCACUAAACUGUUUGCGCUUCUUUGUUAUGAAGUAACAGUCAGCUCAUGCAAUUUUCGACGUGAUUUUCACUACGGGUCAUUCGGAAACAAUCUCUCUGUGCUUUAGUAUAGAGGUAAGACUGCGUACAUCCGUACCCCCUUACCCCACCGUAGGUGGGAGCCUUUGCGGCACGGGGUAAUGAUGAUGAAUGGAUGGUUGUUUAACACCUCACAAACUAUUGAUUUGUUUUGACUUCAGAAAUAAGAAUGGAAUCUCAAUCAUCUCAUUCUCUUCCAACUCCAUCUGAAUCACCCGAUAUGAUAGAAUUUGAAACGCGUGAAGCUGCCACUAGCCGAAAACGAGCAAGGAACAAAUCAGCAGCACUUAAGCCCCCUCUUUCUGAACCUCGAAGCAUCUUUUGGAGUCAUUGUCAAAAGGGUCAAGGACCUUGCUGGAUGUUAGGCUUCCCCAGGUAUACUGAACAUUAACAGAAAGAUGAACAGCAAUUCAAAGAAACUACAGCAAACUUUAUUAGCGAUGAACAAGAAAUCUGGCCGAAGCCCCCAAUGAGCCGAAGCCCCCCAAAGAAAGAGAUUAGCUCUCGAUCUUCCCAAGUCCCAAAUGACAAAGUCUAAAACAGCCUACUAAACCCUUCCCUGCACUUCUAUUUAUACUAAACUUAUACACUUUAUUUUAAUUAAUACUCUAAUAGGCCCGUUCCUAACAAUACUCCCUCCCUAAACAUCCACCUUGCCCUCAAGGUGGGCGGUAGGAGACAGCCAAGAUCCUUUGCUCCUUCUUCCUUGCACUACUACCUUCCCAAUAUCUUAUUGGUUUCCGAGCAAAGAGCUUCAGUAUUAGAUCUUCACAACUCUGAGAUGUUUCUGCAGCAUAGAGUGUUUCUGGUGAAGUAUCUUUCUCUUUCUUAGUCUUCAGGCCUUCAAUAGCCACCAAUAUUUUCAUUCUUUCCUGAGGUAUACCCCUUACAACAGCAGCAGAAUUUAUAUUCAUGUCCUGAACAUCAGGAUCCUCAUCCCUUUUAACGUGCUCAACUCCAUUUGCCUUUUCUACCUUUAAGUUAGGCUUGACAUCAAAUUUCUGUGGUUCUAUCAUGCGCUUCAGUAAAACAAUGUCAUCCUCUGCUGCACUGUUAGUACCCUCAACAACAUUCCACCAAACAACUCUCUUUCGGAUCUUCUUCAUAGAAUUCACACCGUCAGUUUUGAUACCCUCAAAAUGAUUCAAGUCUUCCAACAAUUACUUUGAUGAAGGGGGUUGCACACAAUCUAUAAGGGCACCCAAUUCCCUUUUAUUAAUUCUACCUAGCAUUCCCUCAAUAUUCUCCUGCCAUGAUUCAAUAAACAUUUUUACUUCCACUUCCGCAAAGAAUUUCUUGGUAUCUAUCAACCAGACACUGAGGUGGGCUUGCUGUUUUCUUAUCUGCAGAAAAAUAAUGACACCAUACACCCACUCUUCCAGAUUAUGCAUUAUUACCUUUACCCCCUUACUAUCCAAAACUGUCAACAAGAGCUUAGAUAGAUUGCUUGAAGAUAUUUUCGGUUUGCUGCUACACAAGGGAGUAUCAUCAAACUUAUCCUGUCCUUUCCAACUAUUACUUAGUACACAAAGGUGCAUAAUUUCCUUUAGAACACCCAAUCCCAGAUUUGGAAAUCUACCAAUUCCAAAAUUAAAAUAUUCUGGAUUUGGUUUCAGAAGAAUUGAUUUUUCCGGAUUUGUUUCCUUGAUUACAAUUUCUGCUUGCUUCAACUUGGAAGAGAAUACGUGCGCAGGCUUAUAAACUUCUUGCGACAAAAAUUGCGAACAAGAAGAUUCUUCUCUGAAUAACAUCACAUUCUGAUGCGAGAAACUAGCAGACGGGAAUGCCUGUGGACUGAGACCAGCUGUUGCAGGUGGUUGCAAACUGAAAGAAGCAGUUCGCGAUUGUGAACUGGGAGCUUCACAUCUCGAUUGUGUCUUACGUGAACUGGAAGACGUUGUUGGCGAAGUCUUCUGCGAACUGAGAGAAGACACCUGCGAACUGAUGGCUGGCGAGGAAGUCUGCGAACUGAAAGAAGCUGUUCGCGACGGUGAACAAUGACAAGAAGUUCACGAUUGCGAGCCAAGAGAAGUAGUUCGCGACUCCACCUGCGAUAGCGGAUGACGCCUACUGUUCCUCGUUCGGUCGCCAGAUUUCCUGCGGUGCCUUCGCUCUUCGGAUUUUUCAGGACUUGCUGACUUUCACGUGUGAUGAUGAGAGUCGCGAUGUGAUGAGUGUGACGCAUGCGAUCGGUUUCGCGACCGACUUUGAAGUUUGUUUAUCAUGUCCGCGAAGCCAGCCUACAUAGCGACCAUCAUCGUCGAUAACCUAUCGUUUGUCUCCCUCAUCAGUCGGUCAAUAUUAUCAAAACUCUUUUCCAUUUGGGGUGUCAUGUAGAAAUCCUCCUCCAUGAUUCAGAUUCUCGAUCUCCAGGAAGUAAGGCUCUGAUACCAAUGUUAGGCUUCCCCAGGUAUACUGAACAUUAACAGAAAGAUGAACAGCAAUUCAAAGAAACUACAACAAACUUUAUUAGCGAUGAACAAGAAAUCUGGCCGAAGCCCCCAAUGAGCCGAAGCCCCCCAAAGAAAGAUUAGCUCUCGAUCUUCCCAAGUCCCGAAUGACAAAGUCUAAAACAGCCUACUAAACCCUUCCCUGCACUUCUAUUUAUACUAAACUUAUACACUUUAUUCUAAUUAAUACUCUAAUAGGCCCGUUCCUAACACUGGAUGGCACCAUUCAACCAAUCGGAAUGUUCAAGUAUUGUCAAGUGCAGAGCCCAACGGGUUAUGGAAGUACUAGCGGGUUGAAAAACCACUUAGAAAAGAGGUGCAAAUCAAGUCCCUUGUACAAAGCAAGUGAAAGUGACAAAAAUCAGCCUGUAUUGACAAAUGACAAUGGGGCAGGUCGGUGAAUUGGUUUCUCAUACUUUCAAUCAGAAAAGGUGUGAGUUGAAGAUUACUGAAUAUGUUAUUAUCGAUUAGAUGUCAUUCUGAGCUGUAAGGGCUUUGCAAGUCUUGUGCAUGAAUUGCAACCAUGAUUCAGAAUACCAGAUCGUAUGAAGGUGACAGGUAUGGUGUACGACUUAUUUUUAGUUGAGAAAGCUAAAAUUAAGAGUGUGAUUAGUGGGCAAAGGGUAAGUAUCACAACCGAUACGUGGACUUCCAUCCAAAACAUAAAUUAUAUGGUUGUUACUGCCCACUUUUUGGACAACGAUUGGAAACUGCACAAAAGAAUAAUUAACUUCACGAAAAUCACAAGUCAUGGUGGGGAAGAUAUUGGUAAGGUGGUUGAGGUUUGUCUAAGAGAGUAGGGGAUAGAAAAGUAUUUUCGAUAGUAGUUCACAAUGCUUCUUCAAAUGAUACAGCAAUUGACUACUUGAAAAAAAGAAUGCAAAUUGAAAAAACAUUGUUGUUUGAAGGCUCUACUUGCAUUUGAGGUGUGGAUGUCAUAUACUCAAUUUAAUUGUUAAGGAUGGUCUCAAAGAACUCAAUGCUUCAAUUGAAUCUAUAAAGAAUGCAGUUCUUUUCAUUCAUUCUUCACCAUCUAGGUUGCAUAAAUUUAGGGACUUUGCCGUACUAACAAAGUUUUCUAAUACAUCAACUGUGCCUAUGGAUACAAAAAUAAUGUGGAAUGCAACCUAUAAAAUGCUUGAAGUUGCAUUAAAGUUUAGGAGGGUGUUUGAAAGGAUGGCUGAAGAGUGGUUACCAUUUAUGAAGUAUUUUCGUGAAAAAAAUGAAAAGGAUAGAGUAUGGGUUGGGGCUCCAAGUCAUGAAAAUGGAGAGAAUGCUAAAGCUUUUGUGCACUUCUUAAUAAAGUUUUAUGAUGUCACCUAAGAGUUAAGUGCAUCAAAAACUCCCACCUCCCAAUUGCUUUAUGAGUCCAUGAUUGCACUAUAGAUUGAAAUUGAAAAAAAGAAAAAUUACAAUUCUGACCCGAUUCUCAAGGAGGUGGCUAGUGCUAUGUUGUUAAAGUUUAAAAAGUAUUGGGGCGAUUGGAAUACUAUGAAUCCUUUAAUUUUUAUUAGCAAUAUUUUUGGACCCAUGAAACAAGCUCCAGAUGAUUAAAAAAGUAAGUAUCAAGAAACUUCCAGAUACUACUACAAAGCUCUAAGAUUUUGUUGAUAAAGUUAAAAGUGACUUAGUAACUCUGUGGGCAGAAUACAAAGGCAUAAAUGAGACCACUAAUGUUGAGCGACAAAGAAUGCAAUUGGAUGGUGUAGAUGGUACUAGUAGUGUGGGUGAUGGUCUUUGGGAUGAAUUAUUUACUGACGUUUAAGCACAAAAUGAGGAAGAGCAACUCCAAGAGAUUUCUAAUGAGGUAGAUAAGUACCUAGUUGAUUAGAUUGAGAGCAGAUCUAUUCAAUCUUUUAAUCUUUUGCAGUGGUGGAAAGGAAGUGAAACUAGGUACCCAAUUCUUUCAUUGAUUGUAAAAGAUAUUUUUGCAAUACCAAGUUCAACGGUUGCAAGCGAGUCUAGGGAAAAAGGUUGUCGAUCCCUUUAGAAACAGUUUAAGUCCUAAAAUGGUUGAAGCUUUGGUUUGUACGAAUGAUUGGUUAAGAGCAGAGGAUUUCAGCUUUUAUAAGGAUCCAACAGAUGAUGAUCUUAACAAAAGCUGAAUUCCUUUACUCUUAACCAAUAAUUCGUACAAACCAAAACUUCAACCAUUUUAGGACUUAAACCCCUUCUAAAGGGAUCGACAACCCUUUUCCCUAAACUGAAAGCAGACUCACUUGCAACCGUUGAACUUGAUAUUGCAAAAAUAUCUUUUACAAUCAAUGAAAGAAUUGGGUACCUAGUUUCACUUCCUUUCCAUCACUCCAAAAGAUUAAAAGAUUGAUUAGAUCUGAUCUCAAUCUCAUCAACUAGGUACUUAUCCACCUCAAUAGAAAUCUCUUGGAGUUGCUCUUCCUCACUUUGUGUUUCAACGUCAGUAAAUAAUUCAUCCCAAAGACCAUCACCCGCACUACUAGUACCAUCUCCACCAUCCAAUUGCAUUCUUUGCCGCUCAACAUUAGUGGUCUCAUUUAUGCCUUUGUAUUCUGCACACAGAGUUACUAAGUCACUUUUAACUUUAUCAACAAAAUCUUAGAGCUUUGUAGUAGUAUCUGGAAGUUUCUUGAUCAUCUCGAGCUUAUUUCAUGGGUCUAAAAAUAUGGCUAGUAAAAAUUAAAGGAUUCAUAGUAUUCCAAUCGCCCCAAUACUUUUUAAACUUUAACAACAUAGCACUAGCCACCUCCUUGAGAAUCGAGUCAGAAUUGUAAUUUUUCUUUUUUUCACUUUCAAUCUGUAGUGCUAUCAUGGACUGAGAUUGGGAGGUGGGAGUUUUUGAUGCACUUAACUCUAAAGUGACAUCAUAAAACUUUUUUAAGAAGUGCACAAAAGCUUUAGCAUUCUCUCAAUUUUCAUGACUUGGAGGCCCACAACCCGUACUCUACCCUUUUCAUUUUUUUUCACGAAAGUACUUCAUAAAUGGUAACCACUCUUCAGCCAUCCUUUCAAACACCCUCCUAAACUUUAAUGCAACUUCAAGCAUUUUAUAGGUUGCAUUCCACAUUGUUUUUGUAUCCAUAGGCACAGUUGAUGUAUUAGAAAACUUUGCUAGUACGGCAAAGUCUCUAAAUUUAUGCAACCUAGAUGGUGAAGAAUGAAUGAAAAGAACUGCAUUCUUUAUAGAUUCAAUUGAAGCAUUGAGUUCUUUGAGACCAUCCUUAACAAUUAAAUUGAGUAUAUGACAUCCACACUUCAAAUGCAAGUAGUUCCUUUCAAACAACAAUGGUUUUUCAAUUUUCAUUCUCUUUUUCAAGUAGUCAAUUGUUGUAUCAUUUGAAGAAGCAUUGUGAACUACUAUCGAAAAUACUUUUCUAUCCCCUACUCUCUUAGACAAACCUCAACCACCUUACCAAUAUCUUCCCCACCAUGACUUAUGAUUUUCGUGAAAUUAAUUAUUCUUUUGUGCAGUUUCCAAUCGCUGUCCAAGAAGUGGGCAGUAACAACCAUAUAAUUUAUGUUUUGGAUGGAAGUCCACGCAUCGGUUGUGAUACUUGCCCUUUGCCCACUAAUCACACUCUUAAUUUUAGCUUUCUCAACUAAAAAUAGUUCGGUAUGGUAACAUACCUUACCAAAAUUUAUGGUAAGGAAAAAAUUUGGUAUUUUUCGGUACGGCAAGAGCAGUAUUUCGGCCGUUUCGGUAUUUUCCCCAGCCCUAUACUUGACUUGUAUAAAGAGAUUGAGGAAAUUGAAAAGAGUAAAGCUUUUUUAUUGCAUUAAGUUUAGAAUUAAAUGAUAAAUUUUAAUAAUAAUCUAAUGCAUCUUUAUAUUUCUCCUGCAGAUGCAAAUGCGACUCAGGAACGUUCUCAGACUUCCUCUCAGGCAUAGACAUGUUCCAAUUUUCAGCUGGAAGUAUGAUUGUCAUUUGGUAAAAUCAUUUGUGCAUCCAGUAAAUUACUAAAUUAUUAUCUUUUGUUGUAUAUGUUUGUUCUUCCAUCUGUGAUAUCGAUUUUAAAUGGUUUCAGUUUUUGCAUAUUAGAUUUGCAUUACUUCAAUUCCAACUAGUUUAUCAGUUGGUUUCAGAUUAUCUACUUUUUUUACUAAAUAGAAAUAUAUGAUGGGAGGUGCAGAAUAAUAUGGCCAGUAAGGGCUUGUGUGUUGAAUCUGCAGAUUAUCUGGUUUCAGCCUUUUUGCAUAUUAUCGGUUGUUUGCCUGAGUUUAAACUUGAUGUUAAAAACUGCAUUGGAGCUGCAGAAUAAUAUGGCCAGUAAGGGCUUGUGGUUUAGGGCAACACACUCUCAAAAUUGGUCAGUUGCCCGAAAAAGAUAUAAUUGUAGAAGUCAUGGAAAUUUCAAAACCUGAGUAUAUAGGUUUUAUUCACAAUGUUUCCUUGUGAUUCAGCCUAGAUUGGUGGCUUGGUGAGUAUCAAGAAUAUUGAUUUUUAAGAAGUCAUUUCAUAUAUAUCCCUUUAUCCCCGUAUAAUUAGUUGCUCUGUUCUAUGUUGGUCUUCACAUUCCUGUGCGAGUGUGUAUCAUUAUGUGCCUGCUUUCUUGAUUCCCUUGAAGCCUUGAUUCUUGAAUAGGGUUGAACAUUAUUAUAACUUAUUUCACCUCGUAUUUUCUCUCUUGGUUUCUAGGCUUUUUCACUUUCUGAAUUGUUCGCAGUUUUCUUUCUCAUAGGUUCUUGAAUGGAUGCAGUACUUUUACCCCAGUUUUUUCUCUUUGGGCUGUCUGCUCUUCCUGUCACAAUCUUCAUGUUUGAUUUUAUUUACUAUUUAUAAGUGGUUUUUUGUUUAUUCUCCAUGAAUUAUUUUUCCACCCUUUUUCUCUCUUUUCAGAGCUCAAGGAAUUCAAAUGAUAGCCACGAGUUCAGUGAUCAUGUAGAUUUCAGAUUUCGGGUUGCUUCAUCUUUAUUGCUUUAAUGAAUUCUAUGCUAUAAUUGCUUUUAAAUAUGUAUUUGAAGUUCAAAUUUGAACUGAUAUUUUGUUGGAAUUACUCUGCUUUGACAUUUUAAAGGGAUGCCUUGAAGCCCUUUAUUCUUGAAUAGCCAUUGACUACUCUUAACUGAUUAUGUGUGGCAUCAAUAUCUAUAAGUGAUGCUUUUUUUGAAGUGGACAAUUUUAAUCCAAAUGCUCAAGAUUUAGAUUGAGACACGAUUCAUCUAUUUUCAGAUUGCCUUAAACAUCCCUGCAGUUACUCCCCAGUACAUUCUUAUGUAAAUAUCUAGUGAGUAAUGAUAUUUUCUGGUCAUUGGCUUGUUUCACAUAAUGCAAUAUUAGUAAUCUGUGGUUGGAUCCCUAACAUGAAAGUCAAUGAUAGUUGCAGGUUUUUGUUAAUAGUUUUUUAGUUUAUGUGAGAUUUUAUUUUGACAUGACAUUGGACUUCCAGUAUACCGCUUGUUUUUCAGUAUACCAACCAAGAAUCAGAACGGAACUACUCUCUCUUAUUCUAUGAUUUGCCAUCCACAUCAACCAACCAAGAACAUUAUUUUCUUAUGGAAGUUGUGGCAUCACUGUUUCCUUUUCUCAUAUUAUAUUUGGAACAUUAAUGUGCUUUUAAGCUGACCUUUCUCAUAUUAUAUUUGGAGACAUUUCUCAAGUUUAAUUCAGGUAUGAACACUAAAUUCUCUUCUGCAAACAAGUUAUUCAUUGGUGUACUUGAUAGAGACAUGAAAAUGUGAAGAUUGAAAUAUCAAAUGCAGUUGUGAUAGGUUUUUAUAUUGAAAAUCAGAGACAUAUGAGCAAGGAGGACGAGAAGGGCAUGAGAUAUGUUUGUAAGAUCAGGUUGGUUAACAGCCGUGUCAAUCGUGUGGCGGUUCUUUUGACUAAACAUAUUGCUUGCAUGUCUGGGGCUUUUUUUUUAUGUUGAGCGAGCUGCCACGGGAUGUUCUUGGGGCUAUUUGGCUUGACGCUAAAGAUGUUCCAUACAUGUAUUGAGAGCAUUUUUACUGCUCUUUAGUUUAAAGUAAUCCUUUGUUUAUUUUCAUUAGUGGUUGCAUAUAUUGUAUAUAUGCUUCUUCAUGUAAUGGUGGAAGUAUGCUUUCAUUAGAGAUGUUUUGGGUUAUGCCCCUCUCUUUUGUAAUUGCCUUUUGGAUUUAAUGAUAUAUUGAUAUUUGGUAGGUGUUUCCCGCUAUUACCCCACUGACUUUGUUGGUUGGGAUCAAAAUAAAAAGUUGAUGACUUUAAU